AUUGACAUAUGCCACGAAGAAGGCGACUUCCGUUGUGCUGCCGAAGAGCUCAUCUCCUUGGCCGGUGUUGAGUGUGGGGGUGCUAAGUCGUGUUCAGCUGAAAUCAACAAGAUGUUGUUCGAUCUUUGUCAAGGACAACAGACCUGUUCAACCCUGAGCAUCGGGCUCAUGGUCACCUCCAGCUGUAGACAGGAUGGUACGGGUUCAGUCCGAGUCAGGUUUCAUUGUGUGCCAGGGACAACGAGCUCGUGUAUUUCAAACAUCUGCAGUGACCGUAGUGAGGGUCUCACAUGUCCCCCAGGUCAUCUGGUUCACUUGCGGCAAAUGACCUGCUCGUCAACGACUGGCGUAUGCUCACGGAGUGUAUACACAAAUAUGUUCCUGUGUGAAGGAGUCAGUAGAUGUGCUGCUUCAGGUCUGAAAACGUUGAUUUCGGAAAACUGCAAUCAUCGGGAGGAAGAGAAGAGAAAUGUCAUCACUCACUACUUCUGUGUACCAGAACAACGGAUAGAGAAUAAAUGCUCUUCAGAGAGAUUUCACGUUUUAGACCAGGAGUUUGGAGUUCUGCGGUCGUCAGAUUUUGAUCCCACCAGAAGACAUCUCAGAAACGACUGCAAAUGGAUUAUCAACCCAAUCAGAGGAAAUGUAGUCAAAGUUACCGUGCAUCUGGUCAGCACGAAGAUUUCCAGAGCCGGUUACUGCAGUAGCAGAUCCACAAUCUCCAGGUCGUUCUGUAUUGUGGACGCUUCCAGUGUUGAGCUGAUCUCAUGUGGCCAGGUAAAGAUCUGGAGUUCUUUGCCCCAUGGAGAGGAGUCUGUGGACAGAUUUAUUGUGUCCUUUCAAAGAUAUAACUCAAGCAUCCCGAAUGCAGAACCAUCGGGUUUACCGAGCUGUGUUGCUCCAGGGUUGACAAGCACAACACACUUACAGCAACUGCCCAUAGCCCCAAUUCAGCUGUUUUCCAAAGCUCCAGUUGUGACGUCUCCAAGACUGCCAACUCUAACCCAGAAUUAUGGCCCCAGCGAUGGCGUGUUUGAAUACAGAGAUGCUAUGCUUGAUGACGGUGUUACCGGUCCUGACAACAACACAAAGCCAAACAAAUUAUCUAAACAUUUCA
This is a messenger RNA of Candidula unifasciata, 1117 nucleotides long. Lineage: Eukaryota; Metazoa; Mollusca; Gastropoda; Stylommatophora; Geomitridae. The record is from the annotation of a GenBank genome assembly.